AUGAUUCUGAUCUCGCUUUCCUUGGCCAUCUUGGUUUGUGGUCUGGGGUUGGGCAGAGGAGGGACCUUCGACUCGAAGCGUGUUCUCUACGUGCACGCUCGAGAUGGUUUAGAGGACAAGCUGGAGCCUGAUGACAUCGGGGCCUGCCUGGCCCUGCCGGUGUCGACCCUCCGAAAGGCGACGCUCACAGCGAUUUCGGACAUCUUGAAGAAGCUCGGGGAAGUGAUGGACACGUCUGCCGAAAGAGGCCAGGAGCGCUUCCUCCUCUUCGCAGCCCUCGAGCUCACCAGCGCUGGAGUUCGCCUGCUGGACGUGACGUACCUUCACUACUGUGAGCGGCUUGGCUGUGAGACCUGCGGGCUCAGCCGGAGCGCGGAGUCGGAGGAGUCCUCUUUGAGUUUGCUCGAGGCCUUCGGCCGGAAGGCUGCCGCUCUCUGCCAUCUGGUUGAGUCCUCCGUCGCCCUGACGACAUCGACUCUGGAGAUUCGCCAGAGAGAGCCGCCAAUUAUCCAGAGAAGAAGUGCGACACAGCAAGUUCGACACGCGCUGGAGGAGUUGCUGAAAGCAGACAUCUCGGUGGGCCUGGAGGAGCUUCCUCGCGGUGACGAAGCGCUCAUCAAUGUGGGUGGCAUAGUGGGCCAGACCGUGCGGCUCAUAAUCUUACAGCUGCUGGACGCAAUCCCAGACAUGGCCUCCGAAGUUCGCCACCUGCCAAAAGGAGUGCCAGCAUGGUCGCAGCUCGCCGCCGCAGAGGUUCUGGAAGCGAGUGGAGCCAGCAGCGCCGCCGUGCAGGAGAUGCUGUUCCUUCUCCCGCUUCCAGCAGGCUGGCCAGCGACCAGGGCAUCGCCCCUCUGCGAGAAGCGCUUGCUGGAAAGCUCCGGACGAGGCAGAGACCAAGCUCAAAUUGCUUUCGCUCGAAGGGAUGCGGCAGCCACGACCACUUGGCUGGGAGCGUCGCCGAGUCAGCUGCUGAAGAUCAUUGCGACUUCCGGGAGGCCGGUUCAUCGCUCGUACGUGGCGAUUCGCCAAGCGGGUCGCUUCGGCCAGGAGGCGAGUUGUGAGGAAUCCGUGGGGAUCCUCUACGACCCGACGCUCUGCCUUGACGACGAGCUGGGGCUCAGUGGCGUGAUCUAUUUUCUCACCAUGGACCCGGAGAUUGACGACCCUCUCUACGUCAGAUGGAUUGGGCGAGCCUGGUCGGGGCAGCGGUCCAAGGAGCAGCCCGUGUGGCAGUCAACAAUGGAUCCGAUCAUGCCGCCUCCUGACCCCUACGACCUUAUAUCGCUGAACCCAAUGGCGGGAAAUUGCCGGACGAUAUGGCAGAUCCUGCAGGCCGACAGCAUCAGCACGGCGAGCAUCGUGUACGUGCCCGUGAAUCCAACCAUUCCUCCGCCGCUGGAGGUGAUGCCAAACUUCACGCACUUCUACAUCUGGCACCGGCGCAAGUCCAAAGCGGCUCGGAGAGUUGGUAUGGAUCGAUUCAUCAGCAACCUUCAGGCAUUUCGAAGGUACAUUGCUGCGCAGUGCUCGCUUGAAACGGUUGCCAAGCUCUUGCAGCCGCUGGGCUAUGAGCUCUUGUUUCUUGAGCACUUUGUUGCAGUGCUUGUUCACCAGCGAAUGGUGUCGUUGGUGCGGCAGCAUCUUGGUCAGCCAGGCACCACACCAUCUACCUUUGAAGUGUGGCGUCAAGGCUGGUAUUGCUCGCCCUACUCUCGGUACAUGGACCACUUGGAGGUGGGUGUUGGCUUCGAUGCGACCUGGCUGAGUCCAGAGCCUGCUGGGCCGUCCCAGAAAGGUCUCGGCUGUUCAAGGUCCUUCAGGGAGUUUCUCGCGGCGGAAGGGCACUUGAUAUCCGGGAGCUACACAGGCAAAGACGUGUGCGAGGAGGAGCUGCCAAGCACUUCCAGAAGCAUGGCGAUGCAGGCCACGCAAAGAAGAUUGAGGCUACUGCGUGGGACUGCCAGCGCAGGAAAGGGGGUGGCAUCUGCGGAGGCCAUGGACAUGCAGCCAAGAGCAAACGCUGCCUGGUGUGCGGGCCCCCAGGAAGCGAUCCGGAACGUCGUCCAAGAGCUUUUGGAGGGAGGAGAUCUGUCGGAGGAUGGCUCCGAGCUGCUCCAUUUCCUGAUCCAGGGCCUUCGCAGCUCAAAAGUGGCGGUUGCUGAGGCUGCCGCACAGGGUCUGCUCGCUCUCAUGCGCAGCGAGGGCAAUCGAAACGUGAUCAAAGCUUCGUCGGCUCCUUCUGCUCUCAAGGCACUGCACUUCUUCGAGCGAACAGAGCUGUCCGCCUUGGCAGAAGAGCUGUCCAAGGAGCUGGGAGACUGUACUCGGGAGCAGAACCACUGGGUGAACUUUGCCUAUGGAGAGCGGGGAACUCUGAGCUUAAAAGUGAAGCUCAGCGAAGCCAGGGAGGCAGAAAUCUUGUCGAGCCAUGGCUGGAGGGUGUGGCCCGGGGCCCAAUUGCUGACGUCCUGGAUGGUGUCUGAACCCAGCUUUCUCGUGGGCCGAAGAGUCUUGGAGGCUACAAAAAGGGGAGAGGUGGGUGCCGGGCCAGGGCUGUGCGGCCUGGCAGCAGCUGCUCUUGGGGCCAAAGAGGUGGAUCUGAGCGAUCGCUGCAAGGCUGUUCAGAAGGCGCUGACGAUGAGCGCGGAGGAGAACGGCUUAAAGAAUGUGACGGUGAGAUCCCUCGAUUGGGAGGCGCCGGACGCACUUGAUCGCUACGACGUGGCUUUGGCCAGCGAGGUGAUCUACCAAAAGCCAGCUGUAGAAGCUUGGACGCAGGAAAGGCUGCCGAAGUUGCUGCUUGAAGUCCUGAAGCCAGGAGGUGUGUUCUGCGCCUGCGAGAACGCUGAGCGCUCUCAAAAUGGUGUGAGACUCUUGCCACUGUUUUUCCAAGAGAUGGAGACCUUGGGAUUCUACCAAUUGCACCUUGAGACGAAGCACUUUGAAGGAUGUGAUGACGAGCACACCCUUUUCAAGUUCGGACGUAGCAGAUGA
This is a messenger RNA of Symbiodinium necroappetens, 2994 nucleotides long. The record is from the annotation of a GenBank genome assembly. Lineage: Eukaryota; Dinophyceae; Suessiales; Symbiodiniaceae.